Molecule: messenger RNA, 4080 nt
Organism: Lampris incognitus (smalleye Pacific opah)
Lineage: Eukaryota; Metazoa; Chordata; Actinopteri; Lampriformes; Lampridae
Exons: 1
Biological process (GO): DNA integration
Molecular function (GO): RNA-DNA hybrid ribonuclease activity; nucleic acid binding
Source: RefSeq, a predicted model, not a curated record
AUGCCUCCAAAGGAUAAGCUGUCCGACGCCAUGGUGAGCGUGGUUGGGUUUUCCGGGGAAACACAAAAACUGCCAGUUACAAAGCCCCUGGUCACAGCCGUGGGGGGACAGACUUUCGCACAUCCGUUUGUAUGUUCCCCCUGUGUACAUAUCAGCCUAUUAGGACGAGAUCUGCUUAUGAAACUACAUGCCUCCAUCCUGUGUAGCACCGACGGCCUCACUGUGACUUUGCCCAAUGGACGUACCCAGCCCUGCCUGUCACAUACGGCUGGACAGGGUCAAUGGCUUUUGAAAUCAACUGAACCAGAGUAUGCUGACAUUUACUGGGGACUGUUGCCCGACGACCCUCCAGGUGACAGCAGUCUUCUGGACACCUAUAACGCCUGGAAACCUUGGAUCACCCACCUUGCGCCCUAUGCUCCUCCCCCCGACCCGCCACAUCUCACUCUGUUUUACGAUAGGGAUGGUGACGAUUGCUACCAACAAGAAUUUGACGACAUACAGGGCAAUCAAUGGGAGGCCUGGUUGACUGACCUUUAUGUGGCUCCGGAGGGGGUGGCGGCUGCUGCAUCCCUUAUGGAGUCACAAUUGGUGUGGUAUAGGAUGGGGGACGAGGCGGUACCACACGUGUCGCUGGCCCUCCAUCCUGACCAUCAGGCCAAAGACUUGGGUCCCAUGGCUAAAACAGCCACGUCAGCGAGUGACUGGCAACGCUCUCAACUUCCGGGCGUCUUCUUCUCCCCCACUACUAACAUAUGGAAGAUUUCCCAUUCUUCCCUAGAAACAGUGACGCUGUGUCAUGAACAAAUUGGUAGGAGCCAUAGCAGGGAGAAAACGAAUCACCCCAUAGCACAAGCCCUUAUCGACAACCUACCAGACUCGUUAUGGUCAUCUGGACCAACGGAUGUGGCGUUGGUCGAUUGUACCCCUAUCUCCUUCACUCUGAACACUGACUGUCCCAUUUGGAUACCUCAGUACCCACGGAAGGCUGAAGCGGAGGAAGGCAUUGCUGAGACCAUUCAGGGCCUAUUGGCAUCUGGGGUUCUCGAGCCCUCCACUUCAGCCUGGAAUACGCCCAUCCUGCCGGUAGAAAAACCCGGUAUAGGUAAAUACCGCAUGGCUCAUGAUUUACGAUCCAUAAACAAUGUCCUGCUGACCCCUACCAUUCCUGUCCCCAAUCCAUAUACGGCUCUGAACGCCCUGGACCCCCAACAGAAGUGGUUCACCUGUAUAGAUUUAGCUAAUGCUUUUUUCUGCCUUCCCUUGGCCGACCACCUACGUGAUGUUUUCUCUUUUACAUUUCGUGGCCGUCAGUUCCGGUACACACAUGUGCCGCAAGGGUUUGCUAACUCGCCCGGCCUUUUCAAUCAGGUUCUCAAAGACAUCCUGUCUGACUGCCCCUUUCCCCCGGAUUGCACUUUGGUACAGUACGUUGACGACCUGUUGCUUGCAGCGCCUAGCCCCAGCUCUUGCGCAUUGGCCACCGACCAGGUUCUCCGCCAUUUGUCUACCGCUGGGUUUAAAGUCAGCAAAACCAAACUUCAGGCUAUUAGGACGCAAGUCUCUUUUCUUGGCAGGGUCAUUUCUCAAAAAGGGGCGGCGAUAUCGGCGGCCCACAGAACUAACAUCCUCCGCCACCCCAAACUGUUGAAAGUCAAGGACAUGCUAUCUUUCUUGGGUUUAACUGGGUACAGCAGACAUUACAUCCCCAAUUAUGUUGGGCUAACGACACCUCUCCACCACAUGGUCAGAACAUGUGGCAUGCGCAAUCUCAAUGCGCACCUCCCUUGGUCCAUGGAAGCCGAGCACUGCUUCACUGAGUUGAAGCAAUUGCUCGCCCAAAGUGCCGAACUAGCUAUUCCAGAUCAUACCCUGCCAUUCUUUUUAGAUGUUUCUGAAACAGAAGGUGUGGUAAAUGGCAUUCUGUUCCAGAAAAAAGGGGGUGAACGAAAGGUGUUGACAUACGCUAGCAUUAUGCUAGACGCAAUGGAAAAACGACACCCCCCAUAUACACAACACGCAGCAGGAAUAGCAAAAAUUUUGCUAAAAACAGCACACAUAGUCAUGGGACACCCCCUUACAGUAUUAACAACACACAGCGUGGUGGCAUAUGUGAAUUCACAAAGAUUUACCAUGACUCCACUGCGGCAGCAACGAAUAACCAAGGUGCUAGAAGCCCCGAAUGUCACGUUUAUACAUGAAGGGAUCAACAUGGCAGACAGAAUGGGAAGAGGAGAACCACACGAGUGUGUGCGUAGAAUAGAGCAGGAAGAGAAGGUUAGGCCUGAUCUAGAGGCCCAGGCUAUACCAGGGACAGAAACAUUGUAUACAGACGGGUGCUGCUAUAGAAAUGAAGAGACAGGCCUCCAGGCAGGAUACGCAGUGGUGAGACAAACAGAGGAGGGAUUUGAGACAGUAAUAGCCAAAAGAAUGGAGGCCCAGUUGUCAGCCCAGCGGGCAGAGAUCAAGGCACUUAUAGCAGCUCUGGAAUGGAGCAGGGGAAAGGAGGUAACCAUUUAUUCAGAUUCUGCCUAUGCUGUGGGGGCAGUGCAUAUUUAAAUUCCCCAAUGGAAAAGAGUAGGGUUCCUUAUGGCAGGGGGGAAACCGAUCAGACACGAACAAGAGAUGAAAGAACUACUGGAGGCAAUACAGUUGCCCCAGAAGGUGGCCAUAGUAAAAUGUAAGGGUCACGAUCCCACCAACACCCCGGUGGUGAAGGGAAAUCAGGAGGCGGACCGGGUAGCCAAACAAGUGACAGGGUACAGGGUAUCCUAUCAACUAAUAGUGUAUGAAGAUGAGGUGUUGAGGGCCAAAUGGGAUCAUGAAACGAUCAAAUACUUUCAGGGGGAAGCAGGCAUCCACGAGAAAGCAGUAUGGGUUCAACGGGGAGCCACAGAAGUAGAGGGCCUGUGGCGGAGCCCAGACAGGAGAGUGGUCCUACCCCCGGGAAUAAGAAAAAGGGCGUUACAAGAGGCCCAUAGGGUAGGUCAUGUAGGAACCGCUCAGAUGAAUAGAAACCUCUGCCACUGGUGGCACCCGUUUUUGUCUGACAUGACCAAGUAUCACGUUAAAAGUUGUCCGAUAUGCACGCACUAUAACCCAAAAAAUACGAUAAAGCCAGAAAUGGGAAGUUUUCCGCUAGUCCUGUGCCCUGGUCAGGAGAUUGUCUUAGACUACACCGAUAUGGGUGAAUCCGGAAAAGUGAAGGGAUAUCAAUAUCUAUUGGUAUGUGUAGACCAGUUGACUGGAUGGCCCGAGGCACGGCCGGCAAAAAAGGAAGACAGUGCGACGGUCAUCAAAUGCCUAAUUAACUAUUACAUCCCAAGACAUGGGUUUCCAGCUAAAAUAAGGACAGAUAACGGCACCCACUUUAAAAAUUCAGACCUGCAGAAAGUGGAAGCCAUGUUAGGAUUGAAGCACUCCUUCGGAACCGUGUACCACCCACAGUCACAAGGUAAGGUAGAAAGGAUGAACCAAAACCUCAAACAAAAACUAGCUAAGAUCUGCGCGCAGACAAAAAUGAAUUGGGUGGAUGCCUUACCUUUGGCACUUAUGACAAUAAGGUCCUCCGUAAACCAAGGAACGGGAUUCACACUGUAUGAAUUAAUGACAGGCAGACAGUUUCCGGGGCCGGGAGCGGCUCCCCAAGAUGAGAUGGGGAACCGGGGAAUGAAUGCCGGAAAAUGCUUUAAGGAAUUACAAGCUCUUGUUUCAGAAUUUUCCCAACAAGUGGGCGAGAAGCAGACACUUCCAACAGGGACGACCCUGCCAACGGCCAAGUGGGUCCUCCUGCGAGUCAUUAAGAGGAAGUGGUCGGAACCCAGGUGGACAGGACCAUACGAGGUAACGGAAAGGACCUCACACGUGGUGAGGCUGAAAGGGAAGGGGACCACCUGGUAUCACUGGAGCCAGUGUGCGGCAGCCGAGGAACCAGGUAGAACCCUGCAAGACAUACAGGAUGAUCUACAAGAAGCGUCCACCUCUUCGGGUGGACUCGAAAGUUCACCGACCCUCCCUGAAGCCGACACUGUUAGCAGAAGUCAGGGUGAAAGUGCUGGUAACCUCUCCCCUAGGUCAUAG